This is a messenger RNA of Drosophila subpulchrella, 352 nucleotides long. Its product is annotated as histone H3.3-like. The transcript is spliced from 2 exons. Gene Ontology annotation, cellular component: nucleosome. Gene Ontology annotation, molecular function: protein heterodimerization activity; DNA binding; structural constituent of chromatin. The record is from RefSeq and is a predicted model, not a curated record. NCBI's taxonomy places the organism in Eukaryota, Metazoa, Arthropoda, Insecta, Diptera, Drosophilidae. The annotation marks the transcript as partial.
CAACCGCUCGGAAUCGACUGGUGGCAAGGCGCCACGCAAACAACUGGCUACUAAGGCCGCUCGCAAGAGCGCACCAGCCACCGGAGGCGUGAGAAGAAGCCCCAUCGGUAUCGCCCUGGAACUGUUGCCCUGCGUGAGAUCCGUCGAUACCAGAAAGAGUACCGAGCUCCUGAUCCGCAAGCUGCCUUUCCAGCGUCUGAGCUCGGCAGUGGAGGCUCUGCAGGAAGCUAGCGAGGCCUAUCUGGUUGGCCUCUUUGAAGAUACCAACUUGUGCGCCAUUCAUGCCAAGCGUGUCACCAUCAUGCCCAAAGACAUCCAGUUGGCCCGUCGCAUUCGCGGCGAGCGUGCUUAA